Molecule: messenger RNA, 1777 nt
Organism: Dreissena polymorpha
Lineage: Eukaryota; Metazoa; Mollusca; Bivalvia; Myida; Dreissenidae
Product: testis-expressed protein 45-like
Exons: 9
Coding region: 183-1649 (488 amino acids)
Source: RefSeq, a predicted model, not a curated record
CGUGAUUGAGUCGCCUCCCCUUAUCUCCGUGGUGAUAACGUUCAAAAGAUUUAGAGCGACGAAAGGUUUAAUUGUUUUAAUCAAUGAAUACAAUUAGUCGAUAGUCAAUAAACAAAGGAACCAAUUUAAUUACAUAGAGUUUAUUUUUCUAGUAACCAGGAUUAAUACUGUUGGAUCAUAAAAUGAGUAGUACAGUCGGAGCACCCAUCGUCAAUCCCAAAACCGGACUGGCUUUCCUAAAGUCAACCAGCUUCCGGAUUGGUCAGGACAAUCAGCUGACAAACCAGCGCAUGCGCAGUAUUUUCAAAACCGACUAUCCCCCGUACGAACAAUAUGGCCGCACGGAAGGGGCGGAACCACCGCCGUUGUCCGAAGUAAUGCAUCGCGACCAGAGUUUCUUUAACGAAAGGGAGUCAGAAACGACGAAGUCUUUUGAAUACAGACAUGUGCCGAAACCCGAAAUACAAGGCGCGAGCGGAAAGUUGAGGUUAACUAAUUUUAAAAUGGACAGAGAUCUAAAUAAGUUUCACAGCUUUGAGACUGUCCAUAAUUCGUAUUUUACCCCUAAAAUGGGAGACACCUACCAGCGCGUUCUAGGGUCUGGAAAGCAGAAGAGUAAUAUACCCCAGGGGGACAGGGAGAAAGAGUUACAGCCCCUUACAGACUAUAGGGACCGGUAUAAGGGCCACGAUACAACAAUCCAUAAAACUAUACGGGCACCAUCCAUGCACGAAGGUGGUCCACCCACAAUCAAGGGGGAUGAGCGAUCCACUCACUUUAACACGACCCACAUGGACACGUUCCUGGGCCGCUAUCAGAAGCCGGUGGCAACCCUGCCUGCGCCGCCUAGCUAUAACGUUCCAACCGGGGAUCCAAUGAAAGUCAUUGAAAGGGAGACAACAAUGAACGCCUCAUACCAGAACUUGGCGGGUCAGACCGAGCGACCGCCGUACAAUGCAGAGGACGUGACUCGUGUGCUGAACCAGACAAACUUCAAGCAACAGGACGGUCACUACAAAUGGAACGACUACAGGAGCACCGCUACCGAUUCUUACCUGCCCUCCGUCAUUGCAGUUGAGCGUUUCAAGCCGGACAAGCACCGGAACCACAGCGACUUCCCGGAAGGAGAUCUUGACGGCGCGCGAGUCAGCGAGAGGGUCAACUUGACCACCAGCAGGUUCUACCAUGGCAACCCUCCGCGGGGUAUCCACAACCACAUCAUUUCCGGUGCGAACCUGCGCACGAAGAGCAACGUGUGGUUUGGUGAGCCGCCGUUAGGAGGCGCUUUCUACAACACGACCAACAGUCGGGCGUUUCCGGCAAAAUCUUUACCGUACUCAUACAAUCGGUCGAGUUUCCACAAGGAGAGCGACAUUCCGUUAAACUAUUAUGGCGGUGGCGAGCGGAACAACACGACGGCAUUUAGCGACUACCAGGACCCGCGCCAGGUUCGAACCGCGCCUAACCCAGUCGCCAUUGAUAACCUAAAGAAAUCACACAUCCUUCCUCCUAUUUCGAAUCUGCGGAACUUUAGUACCACCCACAACGACACGUUCUAUCCGAAGAAUGCCGAACGUUAUUCGUACGACGCCGGACGACUUCAGAAGAGUUCGGUUCCACUCGGAACACUGGCGGCCGUUGCCGAUUAAAUGCUUAAGCUUUAUUUAGAUAAUUGGUUGAUGUGUUGCAUCGGAAAGACUUACCAAUGAAGUAAUUAUGAACAAUUGUGUGUGGCGGGAGUAACAUGCAUAUUUUGUAAUAAAUCUAUUUAUUUUAA